AAAAAAGGUGAUUUCAUGAUUUGUGUGUGAUUGAAAUUUUCAAUAUGGAAAUAUUUUGGUGAUGUAAAAUGUGUCUCUUUUUGAGUAUUUAAUUCACAUUUCACGUGUUUGAAUAAUUAUUUAAUGACUGCUUGAUGCUUCGUUAUACGUAGUAAUUUUGAAUGUGAAUCGCAUCAAUCGAAGUAAACGGUAUCCAUUUAUUGUGCUUGUACGUUAUCGCUUUCUUGGAAAGAGUUGCUGUGUGUUACGAAAACAUGUUUCAAGACCGUAAAGAUCUACUGCAAAUGCAAUCGAGUAAAUUGGAAUCAUCCAAUGAAUUAGAUGCGGCCGAACAAUUUGUUAAAAUAUAUUAUGAGAAAUUGGAUAAACAACAACACCAAAGCAUAGCUCGACUCUAUCUUCCCGAAGCACUGUUUGUAUGGAAUGGGAUAUCGAACGUCGGACCAGAUAAAAUCCAGCAGUUCCUGACCCAGCUACCUCCGUGUACCCACACAAUAUAUUCCUUCGAUAUGCAGCGCAUACAUGAUAACAAUAACCCUGUACCCAAUCAGAAAACUUAUGUUAUCAAGACCGGAGGACAAGUCAGGUUCAAAGAUCACCCUCCUAAACAAUUCUUCCAAACCUUUUUUACUGUCUCGGAUCGAGAAAAGUACCGGAUAUCUAUUGAUAAUUAUCGCUGCCUCGGUGGUACUCCUUGAAUCAUGGACAAGAAGCGAUGCUGAUGUAAUAUAUAUUUUCAAUAUUUCGAUGGAAUCUGAAAAAUUCGAGUUUACCGGAGAAUUAUUUUUGAUAUUUUGAAUGCUGCAAUCUGACUAAUUAUUUCACCAUUGGUAUCUAGUUCCGGUAACUUUCGUUUGACGUAAAACAGAACGAAUCAAUGUGUAAUUUAUCUAAAUUUAGUUGACAAUGUUAAAAAAAACCCAUUAUUGCGAGUUAUUACUCUUAAUAAGACAAUUUUUUAAGAUAGGUGUAUUCUGAAUGAAAUCGUCUACACAAUUUAACUCGUACGUACUUGAGAAAUCUACGAGUCAUGGUCUAUGUGUAGGAGACCACUUAAUUGCUUCUUUCGUACAAUAAAUUUAUCAAACGGUU
Planococcus citri (citrus mealybug) is the source of this 1092-nucleotide messenger RNA. RefSeq names its product NTF2-related export protein 1 (gene Nxt1). The coding region runs from base 255 to 698 and encodes 147 amino acids. Gene Ontology annotation, cellular component: nuclear pore central transport channel. The record is from RefSeq and is a predicted model, not a curated record. Gene Ontology annotation, biological process: poly(A)+ mRNA export from nucleus. Lineage: Eukaryota; Metazoa; Arthropoda; Insecta; Hemiptera; Pseudococcidae. The transcript has 5 exons.